Messenger RNA from Hippocampus comes (tiger tail seahorse), 2720 nucleotides. RefSeq names its product ST8 alpha-N-acetyl-neuraminide alpha-2,8-sialyltransferase 5 (gene st8sia5). NCBI's taxonomy places the organism in Eukaryota, Metazoa, Chordata, Actinopteri, Syngnathiformes, Syngnathidae. The coding region runs from base 741 to 2282 and encodes 513 amino acids. The transcript is spliced from 8 exons. The record is from RefSeq and is a predicted model, not a curated record. Gene Ontology annotation, molecular function: alpha-N-acetylneuraminate alpha-2,8-sialyltransferase activity. Gene Ontology annotation, biological process: oligosaccharide metabolic process; N-glycan processing.
UGAAGUCCAGAGUGAGAUGACUUGACUAAUAUGGGCACGUGUGAUGUCAUCGACCUCUUGUGAUGGGCGACCGUAGAGGUCACAGCAAGUCAUGGACUUAUGAUGGAGCCUGCCUGCCCCUUGAGCUGCGUCACGUGAAUAAAGUUAAGCUCUAAAGUCCAAGUGUAAUUCGGAGAUGGCUUCUAAUAUACUCUUGAGUAGCGCAUGUACCCGUAUCAAAUUCUUACUGCAAUUUGUUGCGAUCGAUCUGCUGGGGAACUUCUGAGAGUGAAAACUCAUUUCAGCACGCGCUCACCAAAUUCAUUUUCAAACAUUUCAAACAGUAGAAACAAAACUUUAUCAAUCAAUUAUUCUAUUCUAUUAAGUCAUGACUUGUGUUUUGAAGUUAUGCGUACCCAGAAAGUAUUAUAGUUCCAUUUAAUCCAAAAUGAUUCAUACAAAUGACUCAUAAACCAACUUGACAUCGUUGAGUUGGUCACACUUUUUGUAAAAAAUCUUUAGUACUGGCUAGGAGAAAUAUUUUUGAGGGUUUAGGUUCACAGUCUACAUCGAAUUGCAGUCGUCAGGCUAUAAAUAACAUUGAAAGAGUUUUUUGCAUCACUUUUUAGACACUAUUUUAGUCUUCUAUAGUUUCCAACAAACAAAAUUCAUGCAGGUCAAAAAUUGACCAGUUUGAACAUAAUACUCAAUAAUAGUUUUUUUUUUUUUUUUUUUUUUUUUUUAAAGCCAGGGGAUGUUUCAUGCAGAUCAGGAAGGAACAAUCACUCUUCACGCAAGCUUUGCUUGCGACUCCUGACACCCAGAAGAGUGUAAAUAGAACAUGCCUUGUGUCAUUAUUUCACUGUUUUCUCGAAACAAACAACUGCUCGAGCUCAAUGUGUAAAAAUGUGUUUGUAUGUGUUUGCGAACCAUGUCUACACUUUUUGGAUUUGAUUGUUUUCCAUUCUCUGCACGGCUCGGAAAAACAUCGAGGACACAUCAACCCAAAUAAACUGACUCAUUUUCUUACUAGUGCGCAACAGUUUAGUCGACUCAAAGGGGACGAGACAGGAAAUUGGAGCGGUCCCGUUAAUUUCUCGGAUGACGGAUCUCUGAAGCCUGCCAGAAAUGGAAGGAAAAGAUGUUUCCGUCAGCAUUUUCAGCCAGAUUCACAGAUCUCCGUAAUAGUCACACCCUGCCUAGCCGAUAUUAAGAAGAAAAACAAACGCUCUCACAGGUAUUUGGGAAACUAUGACGGGCCCUUUGAGUACAACUCGACAACAUGCAAAGAGAUCAGACAGGAGAUUAUGGAUGUCAAAGUCCUGACAAUAAACAAUAAUCGGAAAAUACACGGUCAUGGCUAUCCUUCUUCAUUCCACAAGUCUCUCUGCCUGUCUGCCAGGGUCAAAACCUCUGAUCUGUUUGAGAGAUGGCGCAACCUGCAGGUGUGUAAGUGGGAGCAGAGCAAGGAGGAGACCAGCAACUUCAAAAUGUCGUUGUCUCGCUGCUGCAACGCUCCUUCUUUCCUGUUCACCACCAAAAGGAACACCCCCGCCGGAACUAAACUGAGGUAUGAGGUGGACACCAGCGGCAUACUUCCCAUCACCACUGAAGUCUUCAAGAUGUUCCCGGAUGAUAUGCCAUACUCCAAAUCCCAGUACAAGAAAUGCGCCGUGAUCGGAAACGGCGGCAUCAUCAAGAACAGCAACUGCGGAAAGGACAUCGACUCGGCAGAUUUUGUGUUCAGAUGCAAUAUACCGCCCAUCAGUGAGAAAUACUCGUCUGAUGUCGGCACAAAAACGGACCUGGUAACCGUGAACCCCAGCAUCAUCACCGAAAGGUUCCAGAAGCUGGAGAAAUGGCGGCGUCCCUUUUACGACGUCCUACUGAACUACGAGAAUUCGUCGGUGGUCCUCCCGGCGUUCUACAACACGCGCAACACGGACGUGUCCUUCCGGGUCAAGUACAUGCUGGAUGACUUUGACUCGCAGCGCGGCGUCUUCUUCUUCCACCCGCAGUACCUGCUCAACGUACAGCGCUUCUGGGCGGUGCAGGGCGUGAGGGCCAAACGCCUCAGCAGCGGCCUCAUGCUGGUCACCGCCGCCCUGGAGUUGUGCGAAGAGGUGCACCUUUAUGGCUUCUGGGCCUUCCCCAUGAACCCGUCGGGCAUCUUCAUCACGCAUCACUACUACGACAACGUGAAGCCGCGACCGGGCUUCCACGCCAUGCCGCACGAGAUCUUCAACUUCAUUCACAUGCACGCCCGCGGUAUCGUGCGCGUGCACACGGGGCCGUGCACGUGAACGCGUAACCCGGCUCUGAAGUGGCGGUUUUCUCAAAGUGCAAGAAUCUCACUGAGGUGGAACCUCCAAAGUAGAAUGGCACGUUUCAAUAUGUUCCCAGAAGAAAUUAUGCGUAUUUAUAAAUGGUAUUCAUUUAUUUUUUAAAAGACUUACGAUGGUGGACCUGCACUAAGUGCAGGGGAUCGGGAGAGGGCCACUCCAAAACCUUAAUUUUGAUUUUUUAGCCAUUCAGAGGUGGACUUGCUCGUGUGUAUCACAUCGUUGUCCUGCUGCAUUGAUCCAAGAGCGCUUGAAUUGGAGGGCGCAGAGUGUUUGUUGGAUGUUCUCCUUCAGGAUUUUCGUGUAGACAGCAGAAGUCAUUGUCCAAUCAAUCACAGCAAGUUGUCCUUGUCCUGAGGUAGCAAAGCAGCCACAGACCAUCAAGCUGCCACCACCAUG